GGGCCGCACAGUCAUUCCGCGUUACGUCACUCACGGAGCGCGGCGCGACGACGAAUGACUACCGCACGCGCUUCUUUCUGUAGCUCUUAUUACACAUAUACAGACUGCACAGUCAACUCGCGGCUAUAUAUUCUCUCUGCCUUUAUCUAGAGACACCGCAUAAAAACGCACACACAUACACACACACACACACACACACACACUUGUACUCUCGAUUCUCUCUCGUAAACUCCCGGUUGAUAGGUAGACUCUCAAUGGCUGCCACAAACUUGCGAAGCUGGCCUUCACUCUAGAUGCACUGCGUACAAAGCUAGAUAAAAACACACGAGAGAUCGACUCGACCGUAUAGAUUUUUCUCUCGAGAACUGAGCAAAAAAAGAGAUCGCUCUCCGAAUGAUAUUCAAAAGUAUGUACUCUCGAAUCAAAUGAUGAAACGCGGCUCGUGAAGUAUAAUCGUCUCGUCGUCGCCCUGGGCGUCCCGCGCGCGACAUCUGAGUAAACGAGAGAGAGAGAGAGAAAGAACCGGACAUCGUCUACGCGGAAAAACAGCUAAACUGUGAGUGUCCGACGACGACGACGACGACGACAAGCUGCUCGUCGCCGCUGCCAAGGACAGGAGGAGAGUUGAAGGGAAGGAAUCGUCGUCUUGCACCAGAAGAUUUCUAAAGGGCUUCCUCGAUGCUAACGACGGACAGGAUAGCCGCGUCAUCAACGAACGAGCGUUGCACUAGGUGACAUGCCUAGCAGUCGUGAUAUCGAACGCGCGGAACGCAACGGACGUUACAAGCCCGCGCGCAGGAAGGACAGCAGCAGCAGCCUGAGCGGCGGAGGUGGCGUCGAGCCGAGCAGCAGCAACAGUCGAGGGCCCCACGCGUACGAGGUAGCGGCAGCGGCGGCAGCUGCAGCGGUCGCCACGUCGGUCGGUGCCGAGGCGGUCGCCGGCUCGGCCAAGCGGCACCGUAGGCAUGGCAAGAGCGGCCGCACCUCCUCCAAGAAGAAGAAGAAGCGCUCGCGCGACGACAAGCUGCUCGCGGGCUCGCAGUCCCUGACUAGCAAGAAGCCCCUGGUCGAGUACUCGGACGUCUCGAGCGAAGACCUCUCCGAGCCCGAGGCCGGCGAGAUCCAGUCCGAGGGCAACAGCUACACCGACGGUGAGCUGCCCGACUCGGCCGCCGGCGGUCACCACCUGCAGCGCACCCGCUACUAUGGGGGUGGCCUCUCGCCUAUCAGCCUCUCGCCGACGCCACCAGCCAUGCACUCUCGACACUCCAAGAAGCAGCUCUACGACGAGGAUAUGUCCGAGCACUACGCCCCGGAGGACGAGCGCCGUCGUCUGUCCUCGCGGCGCAAGGAGAAGAAGCACAAGCGCGACAAGAAGAAGAAGCGCUCGAGCCUGAGCCCUCUGAGCUCCAGCAGCGGCCUUGGCAAAAAGAAGAAGCGCAAGUCCAAGCGGGCCUCGCGCAGUCUCAGUCCCAACGUCAUCGUCGCCGGCAACGAGCUGCUCCACUCCCAGGCCCUGGCCAACUGGCGGCUCCAGCACCCGGGGCCCUCGCCGCCUAUGAUGACGCUCAAGGACAGCACGUCACCCAUCUCGCCGGCCACGCCGCCCGAGCGGCGCUCGCCCAGCGACAUGGAGCUCGAGUCGCCGCCGCCGCCCUCCUCGCGACACCCCCUAACGCCCCCGCCCCAGGGCCAUCACAAGCAGCAGCACGUGUCUUCGCCACACACGCCACUGCUGCCGCCGCGGGCCACCACGCCCGACGGCCACCACCAGUCCAAGUCCAAGUCCGGCCACCACAGCCCGGACUCGCGCCACAAGUCGCACUCGAGCCCGAACCACGUAAGCUCGAGUCGGCGCAGGCCCCACAGUCCUAGCCCGCCGCCCAGUCGGCGCCGCGAGCACAGUCCGCCCCGGCGGAGGGACUACAGUCCCAACCACUCGUCCAUGCACAGGAUCGGCAGGCACAGUCCCAGUCCGUCCCUGUCGUCGCGUCGCCGGGACUUCAGCCCGAGUCCCGGCUCGCACAGAAGGAGCAGGGCCGACGAAAUGCUGCUCAGGUCGCCGACGUCCAGCAAGAGGAGAAGGCGGGACGAGUCUGCCCGGAGACACAGGCACGAGAAGGACCGGAGGGAUAAGAGGAAGGCCAGAAGCCCCGUUGGCUCCAGACUGACGGGCCACCUGUCGCGCUCGCGAUCUCGCAGUCCGCACCGCUGGCGCAAGAGUUCGCGCUCGCAGUCUCGAUCGAGACGACGCAGUCGGACGCCCAAGAAGUCGCGCUCUCCCAGCGGAAAGCACAAGUCCUCGCGCAAGCACCGCUCCAAGAGUCCACGGAUCUCGCGCAUACCCUCACCGGUACAUCGCUUGAGCCGGAAGUCGCCCACUAGCAUUCACGAGCGAAACCUCAAGGUUCAGGCUAAAAUCAGCGAGACCAGUCUCUUCGCCGAGCUCGUCAAAGACCGAAAUAUGAGGGAACUAGCCUUCAAAAAGUUGCAGGCAGCCCAGGAGAAGGCCAAUCAGGACGAGGUGCAGAUAAUCGAGGGCUCUGAUGAAAAGGACAACAGCAAUGGCUCUUCAUCCACGACGACCGUCAUGAACGACAAGUCUUCGACGGCAGCGACGACGCCCUGCGCGAGUAUGGACUUGACGUGCGACGUCGUCGACAUACCCGUACCGACAAUGGCCAAUACUCCAACCUCGAUAACCAUGCCUGCUGCUCAGACGCAAACGCAGUUGCAGGUUCCUCCAACGGUCGUGCCGGUUGUACCAGUGGUUAACACUCCUGUGCCACCAUUGUCUGUAUCUGCGAGCGUUAAUCUUACAGGUUCGGCGACGUUUAGCGCAACGACGGCGACGACGACUACAGCAAUAUUACAAACGCCGGCUGCUUCGGAAGAAGUCCCGUCGGCUGCUAAGACGCCUCCGUUGCCAGGACCCUCUGCGACGAUCAUCCCGCAGCAACAAAAGACCGAGACCGCGAACACCGCGUCGGUACACGUUGGUGCUACCGUGCCCUCGCAAUCCAUUCGUAUAUACAAUUCUCCGGCGCUUGGUAACGAUGCGCCAGCUAGUGUCAAUACCCCGGCUAUCUUGGUCACAGGUGUACAGUCUGUUCCUCCGGCAACUCAACAGAUACCGUCGCAGCAACAAUUACAACAGCUUCAACAGCUGCAGCUGCUACAACAACAGCAGCAAUUGCAUCAGCAGCAACAGCAACAAAUCCAGCAGCAGUUGCAACAACAGCAACAACAACAGCAACAACAACAGCAGCAGCAACACCAUCAUCAUCAUCCCGAGAUCAAGACAGGUCCAUCUCAAGUGCCUGCCCUAGUGCCUCUUCCCGUGCCAGCUCCGCCUUCCUCCACAGUUUCCGCCGCGCCCGUGGUUGCGCAUCCUCAUAAUGUAGUCACUGUUCCUACUCCGACGCCAGCAUCCGUUAUUCCUAUUUCUCCUGCAAUCGCCAAAUUCAGUACACCCAACAAUCUGGUUACCCUCAAAACAGCAGAGCCAUCUAAGCCGCUUAUUUCUUUCAAGACUAAGAGCUUGUCUAAACUCCCUCUGCCACCGGGCAUUAACCAGAAUGAUCUGGAAAGCAUAGACUCACCACCAAGCCGUUCACCAAGUCCACCACCCGUGCCCGUCACUCCUAAAGCGCCCACGAAAGUUGUCUUGCCCACAACGCCCAUGAUAGCCGCAGCUACGGCACCCACAACGCCAAAACCGACGUCUCAUAGGAAGAGUAUCAAAGAUCUGCCGAUGCCACCAGUUACAGUUGUACCAGGUUCGGAAGAUCUCAGUGGAGAGGACGAUGCCACAGCUACUCCACCGCGAAAUAAAGUAGAACGAAUACCUCCUAAACCAAAGCUAAAGAGACCUAAAAUCCUAAAGAGAAGAACCUCCCGCAAUAAUCACAUGCCAAUGUCAGCGUCGGGCGGAAAAGACUGGGGUGAGAGAUGUGUCGAUGUAUUUAAGGUUAUCGAUCAAAUCGGCGAAGGUACUUAUGGUCAGGUGUACAAGGCGCAAGACAAGAGAGAAAAAGUAAUCGUUGCCUUGAAGAAAGUUCGAUUGGAGAAUGAGAAGGACGGUUUUCCUAUUACGGCUGUACGUGAAAUCAAAAUAUUACGACAGCUUAACCACAAAAAUAUUGUCAAUCUUCGAGAAAUUGUAACGGAUAAGCAAGAUGCUCUGGAUUUUAGAAAUGACAAAGGAUCUUUCUAUUUAGUUUUCGAAUACAUGGAUCAUGAUUUGAUGGGCCUGUUAGAAUCAGGAAUGGUAGAUUUUAACGAAAUGAAUAACGCGAGCAUCAUGAAACAAUUGUUAGACGGUUUGAAUUACUGUCAUAGCAAGAAUUUUUUGCAUCGUGAUAUAAAGUGUUCCAAUAUUCUUAUGAAUAAUAAGGGUGAAGUCAAGUUAGCUGAUUUUGGUUUGGCAAGACUUUAUAAUGCUGAAGACAGGCAACGUCCUUACACCAAUAAGGUCAUUACCCUUUGGUAUAGACCACCAGAAUUACUGUUGGGAGAGGAGCGUUAUGGUCCCGCUAUAGACGUGUGGAGUUGCGGAUGCAUUUUAGGAGAACUGUUCUUAAAGAAACCACUUUUCCAAGCUAAUGUAGAAAUGAUGCAGUUAGAUAUCAUUUCCAAAGUUUGUGGUACGCCGACGCCAGCAGUAUGGCCAUCUGUGAUAAAGCUGCCACUCUGGCACACAUUAAAACCGAAAAAGACGUACAGACGACGGCUUCGGGAAGAUUUCUCAUUUAUGCCUGCAGCAGCUUUGGAUUUAUUGGAUGAAAUGUUGGUAUUAGAUCCAGAAAAACGUAUAACGGCUGCUGAUGCAUUAAAAAGCCCUUGGCUGAAAAACGUGCAACCAGAACAAAUGCCAUCGCCUCAAUUGCCAACAUGGCAAGAUUGUCAUGAGCUGUGGAGUAAAAAGAGAAGACGUCAAUUACAAGGACAAAAAGAUAAUUCACAGGGCAGAGUUCCUCUUCUGACCGUACCAAAUAGAGGUGGCGUACAAAAACCGAUAGAGGAUCUAUCUGACGUCGGGGGAUCAUCUAAAAGAUUGAAAAUGGAGGCAGGCUACAAUUCCCAUCGAUACAAUUCAGAAUUACAGAUGGGUGGAGAUGGAAUGUUUGGUCAAGGUGGUCCAUUUACUUCUUCACCUUAUGGCUACAACAGUCCUCCACUGAUUAAACCUAGGAACAACCCAAAAGAAGGAUCCCAUUUUCCAGAAUAUGUGUCUGAAGAUACCCUUGCUCGUAAAUUGAGUAAUCUAACUGGUGCUUUAAAUCAAGGAAAGCCUAUCAGUGUCGAUGAUCUUAUGUCUCUUAGGACUGAUAAUGAGACUGAUCCCAAGGCAGCACAACUACUUGCAGAAUUACAGACUGAGUUACGCUUGGCCAGUAGUUCAAGACAAAGUGGCUUGCUUGAUCCUCAUCAGCCAGUUCUCAACCCACCGAUACUAGAUGCACCUUUUCCAGCCACAAGCACGAGCCAGAAAGGUAACUUUGAUGCACAUGCCGUGUACGCCGGAGAUGACGCGGUCAGUUCCGGAAGAUGGUCCCAACUUGCGACGGCCGGUGUACGGACAGCUCUAUCCGCUCUUAUGUCGCGAUACGGUUUGGAGCCGUACAAUCCUCCUCCUGUUACCGUCAAUCGACCACCAGGUAAACUGGUCGCUAGCCUGCCGAAUAAUAUUUUCCUGCCCUCGACGUCCUCUCAAUCUGCGUUCAGCUCCUAAAUUUCUUUUCUUCAUGUACAUAAUGUAUAUGUACAGCUUGUUGCGAUCCACAUUGUAAAAAAUAAGUGACUUGCAGAACUAUGGAGUAACUAUUUUCAGAUGAUAAUCUUAGGAAAUCAAAUAUACAUAUAAUGCCAUAUUAGUCUCUUUUUAUAAAGGUUAAAUUUGUGAGUUUGAUUAGGGCAUUUGGCAUUUGAUCAUUGUGCUUGUACAUUGAAAGUAAUGCUGAUUUAACUUCUGAUUAGAAAAAAAAAAGUAUUUGAUAUAUGAUUAAAAUCAAAAGAUAAUCGUGCAAUUAAAUAAUCAUAUAUUUAUUCAUUUUAAUAUCACAGAGAUGCAUAUGGCAUCAGUAUGCACCAGAAGAUUAUUGUUCAUUGUCAAAUAGGCCAAUUUGUACUAAAAGUACGUUACUUUAUUCACUUUGCGUAUUUAUUUAUAAUAUAAGGUGUCUAUAAGUUUUUACAGCAUACCUGCUGUAACUGUAUUUAUGAGAUGUAAUGUAAAUAUUAAGGUACCAUAAUGUUAAUAAAGGAAUAGACUGAAAUACAUAGCUGUUUCUUAA
Messenger RNA from Nasonia vitripennis (jewel wasp), 6296 nucleotides. RefSeq names its product cyclin-dependent kinase 12 (gene Cdk12). Gene Ontology annotation, cellular component: nucleus; cyclin/CDK positive transcription elongation factor complex. Lineage: Eukaryota; Metazoa; Arthropoda; Insecta; Hymenoptera; Pteromalidae. The coding region runs from base 737 to 5734 and encodes 1665 amino acids. The transcript is spliced from 13 exons. Gene Ontology annotation, molecular function: cyclin-dependent protein serine/threonine kinase activity; ATP binding; RNA polymerase II CTD heptapeptide repeat kinase activity. Gene Ontology annotation, biological process: protein phosphorylation; transcription elongation by RNA polymerase II; positive regulation of transcription elongation by RNA polymerase II. The record is from RefSeq and is a predicted model, not a curated record.